Molecule: messenger RNA, 840 nt
Organism: Aspergillus novofumigatus IBT 16806
Lineage: Eukaryota; Fungi; Ascomycota; Eurotiomycetes; Eurotiales; Aspergillaceae
Exons: 2
Coding region: 160-654 (164 amino acids)
Source: RefSeq, a predicted model, not a curated record
CAGUUCGUCCGUAGACAGACAAAGUUUUGAGGUGGAUCAACAGGCCAUCAGCCGGUUUGACUCCCAACUUCCCAAGCCAUAAAGCAACAGGAGGCCCAAGCACUCGGAAACAAUACCACCCAGCUAUGGAAGCGUGGUCUUGUGCCCCAUUCCCUUCAAAUGAGGCCUUCCUUUCCAGGCGAGAAGAGAGGACAAGUUGAUGAGAGAUCGAGUGAUCGCUGGAGAUCAGUAUGGGCGGGACUCGUCCGAACAAUACCGGGAUCAUUCAUGGCUAGAGCAAGGAACGGCGCGGAAGUACUUGUUAGUUGUUACAGAGUCAUCAGUGGGGACUGGAUCUGUCACCAGUCAAUGAGUCAAGAACUGGCCGGGAAUGGAGGGGAAAAGGGGCGCCUGUUUGUUAUUUGUAGCGAUGAUUUUCUUUUCCUCGGAAGUCUGUGCGAGUCGAUCUGGUCCCACUUUUCCCCAGAUUGUCUGUAUGACGAGGGAAAUGAUGCAGGAGCAAACACUUCAUGCCUGGUUGGAUUUCCAGAGCUCCUCUUCUGUGGAUUGGUACCACACCUUGACCGCCAUCGCGUCCAGAGUGGACCAAAUAAGUAUCAAUUAACAGAGAUGGAUCUGGUCAGAAGAGACCACAGUCACGGCUGCAUGAUUUGACCAGAGGCUGGAGUCUGAGACAAAGCCAAAGUGGUAGCGUGGGGGAACAGCGCCUAGCUGAGCCUGAACCGUGUUCCGUCCUAUUCUUGCUGGCAUGCAUGUAAUUCUUAAGUGUUACUACUAUUAUCAUUUAAUUAUCUAAGACGGAGAUCGACGACGGUUGAAAUCUACAGAGCAGAGAGCAUC